Molecule: messenger RNA, 2918 nt
Organism: Panonychus citri (citrus red mite)
Lineage: Eukaryota; Metazoa; Arthropoda; Arachnida; Trombidiformes; Tetranychidae
Product: neuronal acetylcholine receptor subunit alpha-7-like
Exons: 7
Coding region: 502-2541 (679 amino acids)
Biological process (GO): regulation of membrane potential; signal transduction; chemical synaptic transmission
Cellular component (GO): neuron projection; synapse; postsynaptic membrane
Molecular function (GO): transmembrane signaling receptor activity; acetylcholine-gated monoatomic cation-selective channel activity
Source: RefSeq, a predicted model, not a curated record
CUCGAAGCCAUAAGCAGUUGAUUUACUUUUGUUCGGUGAAAACUUUUCUCUUCUCAUUUGAUUGUUUUAUUGAUUCAAUUUGCAAGUUUCGAUUUUCGACAUUUUUGAUAGUGUUAUUUGGUCAAAGUAAAAGAAAAGAAAAGAAAAAGUUUAAUUUGUAAACAAUUAACCGAAUUAAUUAACUUUCCAAUCAACUUCAACAAUAAACAGAAAUGUUUUGGUUGUAAGAGGAAAAAAAACCUUCGAAACAAUUGAAUUUGAUUGUUCAUCUUACAAUCGUCAUCCUAUUGUGACAAUUAACCGUUUCAAUAACUAUUUAAAUACUAAAUUGUUCAGUGUUACAAGUUAAUCGUUUAGUUUGUUUUGUGUGUGUGUUUAAUAAUUUUGGAUAAACAAUCAACUUUUUUUGUUCAAUCGAAAAUCGGUAAAAAUUAAAUCAAAUUGUUACCAAACUAAUUGUGAUAAGUUGACAGAGAAAAGUAAACUUAAUUGUAAUCAAAAAUGGCGAUGCUCAUAUUACUAACAAUCAUCUAUUCACUUAUUCAAGCAACUGAACAAGGAAUUCACGAGAGAAAGUUAUUAAAUGACCUGAUGGAACAGUAUAAUCCUAUGGAGAGACCAGUUCUCAAUGAAUCCGAACCCGUUUUCGUCAGUUUUGGCCUUACUUUACAACAAAUUAUCGAUGUUGAUGAAAAAAAUCAACUCAUUGUUACUAAUAUAAUGAUUAAUAUGGAAUGGAUCGAUGCCAAUCUCCGUUGGAAUGUAUCUGAAUAUGGAGGAGUCAGUGAGAUCCGUUUAGCAGCAUCCAAAGUAUGGAAACCGGAUAUACUUUUAUACAAUAGUGCUGAUGAACGGAUCGACUCUUCUUAUCCUGCCAAUGUUGAGGUUCGUCAAAAUGGUUCCUGUGCCUGGUUACCUCCGGGUAUCUAUCGAAGUACCUGUAAAAUUGAUAUUACCUGGUUUCCAUUUGAUGAUCAACAAUGUAAAAUGAAAUUUGGCUCAUGGUCAUAUCAAGGUGACUCUCUUGACCUUAGACUUAUGGAUGAACAAGGAGGUGACCUUUCAACCUACAUAGUAAACGGUGAAUGGAUUCUAUUGGGAAUGCCUGGACAACGAAAUAAUGUCACCUAUGCCUGUUGCCCUUCACAGUACAUCGAUUUAACAUAUACUAUUUUAAUACGAAGACGAACACUUUAUUAUGGAUUCAAUUUAAUUGUUCCUUGUAUGAUAAUCUCAUCAAUGGUUUUACUUGGAUUCACUUUGCCUCCAGAAUCGGGUGAAAAAUUGACCCUUGGUGUUACCAUUUUACUUUCAAUGUCUGUCUUUAUGUUACAAUUAACGGAUAUACUUCCACCCACCUCAGAAUCAGUUUCAAUCAUUGGAACUUAUUUUGCCUGUAUAAUGAUGGUCGUUGCUUGUUCCGUUGUAAUGACCGUUGUGGUGCUCAAUUUUCAUCAUAAAACUCAAGAAUCAAAUGAAAUGAAUAAAUGGGUUCGAUUGUUGGUUCUGACCUGGUUAGCUUGGAUUCUUAGGAUGCGACGACCUGGUGAUAUUAGUCCACCCAAGAAACAAGCAUCUCCCUCAAGUUCAUCUCAUCAUCAUCAUCCAAAGGUAUCACCUUUGUUACCAAUUAAGGAUGAAGUGGGUUUGGUUAAUUUAAAAAUUCAUUCCCAUGGACAUGGUAAAGAUUUUACAUUGGACAAUGCAAACAAUUCAACAAUUGAUUAUGAUGAUGAUUAUUUACAAUUAAAUACACUUCGAGGUUCAACUGCUCAACACAAUAUCUCUGGUUGCUCUUAUUGUUCACAAUUUACCUUAUCAAAUCCUCCUCAUCAUCAUCAUCACCAUCAACAUCAUAAUCAUCAUCAUCAUCAUUCACAACAAUCUCAACCUCACUCAUCACCACAUAAUCUUAAUGCUCAUCAUCAACAUUCACACUCACACAAUAAUAUACAUCAAGUUUUCCCACAUACACCUUCCCACCCUCCACAAGCACCACCAACCUCACUUGUUAACACCCCUGGUGGAGGUGGUGGUGGAGGUGCCAAUGUGCCACCUUCAACUGGCUGCUGUGAUGAAAUUGAUCCACUAGUGCCGAUAACUGGAUCCAGUUCCAGAGGUCCAAUUCAUCAAUCAUCUAAUUACAAUUCAUCUCACCCCUGGUCAACCGGAACAGCGGGUCUCAGUUUAUUACCGACAACAACAGUCUCAUCAUCAUCAUCAACCACCCACAAUAACAUCAACAACCUCAAUACCUUUAAUCAUAAUCUUGGUCAUCAAAUAUCUUGCCUGGAUUCAUCUUCAUCACCAUCAACAAUUAAUUACAAUUAUUUACAAUCUUCUUCCGAUAUAAGUGCAAUACUUAAAGAGUUAAGGUUUAUCACUAACCGGAUACGGAAAGACGAUGAAAUUCAGGAUAUUAUUCAAGAUUGGAAAUUUGCUGGAAUGGUUAUGGAUCGAUUAUGUUUAAUUGUUUUCACCGCUUUUACCAUCAUAUCCACCGUUAUUUGUUUAUCAUCAGCUCCUCAUCUAGUAGUUUAAUCAUUUAUAUGGUUAAUCAAUCUAAUAAUUUACUAAUUGCAACUAAUAAUAUUUACACUGAGGAAAAUAAAAAUAAGAAGAAGCUAACUACUUCCGUCUCCGGUUGAAAACCAACAAGGAAAUAAAAAAAGGAAAUUGAUAAUUUCAAUUGUUAAUUUAAGCUCAAACUGUCAUCUUUAUUAAUUAUUAUACUAUUAUUAGAUUAUCACAAUUAUAUUAUCAUUUACAAUCAAUCAAAUGUUCAAUCAGUUCUCAAUUAUAAUUAAUUGAUUUUGUGUUUAGAUUAUAUCAUCUAUUUAAAUUACUGUAUUUUAAGAUUUACAGUUUUUAAAUUGUUCAAAUUUUUAACUGUUGAUCAUUAUUUAGUUUGCAAGCGA